UCAUAUUCAUGUAAAUUAAAAAUAAGAAAUAAAUAACGUACUACUCCUAUAUUAAUUAAAAUCACCAAACCCCUUUCUCCUAUGUUUUCUGGGGAUCACACACACACUAUUCUGCCAGCCAGUACUCUACUUAAAUAAUAUAUAGUACUCCCAUCUUCUUGAAAAACAAAAUAUAUAUAUAUAUAUAUAUAAAUACCCGUGUAUGUGAGUGAGAACUAGCUAGAUAUGGGCGGGAUGACAUCAUCAAUGGUUGCAAAAUUUGCAUUCUUCCCGCCAAACCCGCCAUCAUAUAAGCUUGUAAAAGAUGAGCUCACCGGUUUACUGUUGCUGAGUCCGUAUCCUCACAGAGAAAACGUGGAAGUAUUGAAACUGACAACGCGUAGAGGAUCAGAGAUCGCAGGUGUAUAUGUAAGACAUCCGAUGGCAACAUCGACUGUUUUAUACUCGCAUGGUAAUGCAGCGGAUCUUGGUCAGAUGUAUGAGCUCUUUAUCGAACUCAGUAUUCGUCUCAGGGUUAAUCUCAUCGGGUACGACUACUCUGGGUAUGGACAAUCCUCAGGAAAGCCAAGUGAGAAUAACACAUAUGCAGAUAUCGAAGCAGUUUAUAAAUGUCUUGAGGAGAGUUAUGGAACUAAGCAAGAAGAUAUCAUUCUAUAUGGCCAAUCUGUUGGAAGUGGCCCCACUUUGGAUCUAGCAAUCCGUCUUCCUCGUUUAAGAGCUGUUGUACUUCAUAGUCCUAUACUCUCAGGAUUAAGGGUUAUGUAUGCUGUUAAACGCUCAUACUGGUUUGAUAUUUACAAGAAUGUUGAUAAAAUUCCACUCGUCGAGUGUCCAGUGCUUAUCAUUCAUGGCACUGCAGAUGAGGUGGUUGAUUUCUGUCAUGGGAAGCAGCUAUGGGAACUCUGCAAAGAGAAAUACGAACCACUUUGGAUCAAAGGUGGAAACCAUUGUGAUUUAGAGCUUUAUCCGGAAUACAUUAGGCAUCUAAAGAAGUUUGUAUCAACAGUCGAGAAAUCACCUUCACACAGGCAUAGCAGUUCAAGGAGGAGCACCGACCUCCACUUUGAACCGCCAAGGAGGAGCACAGACGUGUUUGAGGCAUCAAGAAAAAGCACGGAUAAAAGAGAGAAACCAAGGAAAAGUAUGGAAAAGACGAAAGUUGAAAAGCUAGAAAAGAUGAGGAUGUCAUUUGAUCAAAUGGAGAGGUCAAGACGAAGCGUUGACGUGAUUGAGAAGUCAAGGAAAAGUGUUGAUCUUCAACAACUAGAUAGAGGUAGAAAGAGCGUCGAUCGGUUGGAUAGAUUACGAACUGGGUAGUUCUUUUCUUCAUUUGAUGUCACUUAUUAUAACUAAAAAAAAUGUGGUAUCUAUGCAUGUUUUGAUAUUGUUUGGCA
Molecule: messenger RNA, 1394 nt
Organism: Erigeron canadensis
Lineage: Eukaryota; Viridiplantae; Streptophyta; Magnoliopsida; Asterales; Asteraceae
Product: alpha/beta hydrolase domain-containing protein 17B-like
Exons: 5
Coding region: 226-1317 (363 amino acids)
Source: RefSeq, a predicted model, not a curated record